Lasiosphaeria miniovina is the source of this 2988-nucleotide messenger RNA. Its product is annotated as GC-rich sequence DNA-binding factor-like protein-domain-containing protein. Gene Ontology annotation, molecular function: nucleic acid binding. The transcript has 2 exons. The record is from RefSeq and is a predicted model, not a curated record. Lineage: Eukaryota; Fungi; Ascomycota; Sordariomycetes; Sordariales; Lasiosphaeriaceae. The annotation marks the transcript as partial. Gene Ontology annotation, cellular component: U2-type post-mRNA release spliceosomal complex. Gene Ontology annotation, biological process: spliceosomal complex disassembly.
CAUCAAAAACGGAGGGGGGUUUGUUUGUAUUUUAGUUUUUAUUUUCUGAACGAUUUUCUUUGGUUUGGCGUCCACGACGCUCGUGAACUGCGCUUCGAUCCCGCGAGCCUCAACAAGGCGAGCGCUGCGGGCUAUUCGUCGUCCGAGUCGGAUGGCGGCGAAGAAGACGAGUACUUAAUGCCGUCGCGCAAUCCACACGACAGCGAGUUCGCCGACCACAAUCCCCGGAAGCGCCGCCGCACCGCCCGCGACGCGAAAGAGAGCGCCGCCCUGGGCAUUUUUGGCUCGGAAAGUGAGGAUGAAGGUCCCGGAACUCGGUGGAAGCGCAAGAACCUCCGCAACAAGGGCGUCAGCUUCAUAUCGUCUGCCAACAACAAAGCGCGAGCCUCAGACGAAGACGAGGAUGAAGACAUGGGCAAACAAGACGAAGACGACGAAGAAGACGACAAUGAUGACGAGCGGCCGCAAAUGAAAGCCGCUGCCACGGAUGAGGACUACGACGACGACGACGACGAAGAAGAUGAGGAGGUCGGCGGUGUUGGUUUGGGGUUUGGGGCCGCCACCGCUGGAGCCGCAGCAGCUGCUGCUGCCACUGCCGCCGCCGCGACACAGGGCUUGGGCUGGGCACCUGCGAACAAGCAACAAACACUCCCUCGGGACCUGCAACCUCCGCAAAAACCGUUCGCCAAGUCGACAUUUGACAGCAGCAACCCUUUGGGCAAAGGCUUCACGCCAAUGUCGGCACGCGUACCUAUCCUCUUGGUCAGAGAUGACGAACCAACAACACCCCGGGCGCCGAUGCCUAGCGCCUUCAGGCCGGGCAAGGGAGGGAAGACCAAGAUCAAUACCGGUUCUUUUGGCGCCCGCAUGAUGGCCAAGAUGGGCUAUGUUGAGGGGAAGGGCCUCGGAAAGGAGGGCCAGGGCCGAAACAUCAUCAUUGAAGCCAACCUACGGCCGCAGGGUAUCGGCCUCGGCGCUGUCAAGGAGAAAACCGACCAAGAGAAGCUGGAGGAGAAACGACAGGCCCGUCUGCGUGGUGAGGUGGUGGUAGACUCUGACGAGGAAGAAAAGAAGAGAAAGGCUGCUCGCAGAAGGAAGGCCUUGGGCGGUGGUGUCAGCAGCGGUCCGGCCAGUGGCGCGAGCACCCCGCGACGCCAGAAGCCAAAGUACAUCACCAUGGAUGAGGUGAAGAAGGCGGCCCCGGGCCUCAAGAUCCCUGAUGCCUUCACGCCAAUACUGGAUAUGACUGGGCCGGGAAAGAGAAUGCUCACGUCGUCGUCCGGGCUCAUGACGCCCACUGGAGGAACUGCGCCGGCAGAGUCGGCCGAGGCAGCCGAGUCUCGGAAGCUCACCAGACGUGCCCAGAACGACUUCAUGGCAAUUCUGGAGGAGUGGAAAAACCUGCAAGAACGCAAAGCCUACCUCGACUUGCAGCUUCAACAAGAACAACAGGAACUUGAGGAGCUCACUACGAGUCUGCACGGCAACAGGUCCGUCACGGCGGCUUGCGAAGAGAUUUGUCAGCCGAUGGAGAGCGGAGAACUCGACAAGAAGGCCGACCUUGAAUACCAACUGGGACGUAUCAUUUCCGGUCUGAAAGCCGCUAGCGACAGCUUGUCCGACCGCAUGCUACCUGAGAUCAAAGAAGAGCUGGCCUCACUAGCCGUUGCAGCUAUCAACCCCACCUUCGUGGAAUAUCUCCCGCUCUGGAAACCUCUUGAAGAACCUAAACCGAGCUUUGUCGACGGUCUGGUAUCUAUCAGAGGUCUGCUUGGCCUUGGCCUUGACCAGCCCGUGAAGAAGUCUCGUCGUAAGAUAAUGGCAACUCCAUUCGACACCAUGAUGUACAGGAACUGGCUUCCAGCUGCUGCGAGUGCCGUUCGGGAGUGGAACGUACGAGAGCCUGAUCGGCUGAUUGCGGUCUUCCAGGCAUGGGAUAAGCUCAUGCCUGCCUUUGUUCGCACACAGUUUCUGGAGCAGGACGUCGUUCGCAAACUAGAAGAAGCCGUGCAGAAGUGGCAACCCAAGAAUAAGCAUACCCACAACCUUCCUCAUGGCUGGAUUUUCCCCUGGCUACCCUUCCUCCCCUCGACGCAGCUUGACCCCAAGGCUUCGGUUGGUCUUGUUGCCGACGUGAGACGCAAGUUUCGCCAACUAAUCAGUGUCUGGGAGUUUGACCGCGGUGUUAUUCCUGGCCUGAAGCAAUGGAAGGCGCUCUGGUGCCAGAGUAGCGACCAGUGGGCGCCGCUAGUCGUGAACGAUGUCCUGCCCAGCAUGGCCAAGUAUAUGAAAGCCAACUUCCGGGUUGAUCCCCAAGACCAAGAGCCUUACAUCGGUAUGCUCGAGGGCAGCUUCAAGUGGCUUGAUAUCAUCUCGCCUCGGAUGAUUGGCGAGGUUAUGGUCUUGCAGGUAUUCCCCAUGUGGCACGAAGCGUUAUACCACUGGCUCCUACUCGACGACGCAAACUACGAGGAAAUCGGGCAGUGGUUUCAGUGGUGGAAAGAAGAUGUCUUUCCCGACGAGAUCAAAGCCCUCCCGUCCAUUGCCGCCGAGUUCGAGAAAGGCACCGCCCUGAUUGAGCGAGCUCUAGAUCUUGGCGACCUAGCAAAGUUGGAGCUCAAGGCACCGGAGAAGGGACCGGCCCUUCAAACAUCAAGAUUACCCUCUCGCCGCGAAAGACACCACCACAAGGAGCGAACACGUCACGAUACUCGACAACUGCCUGCUAAGCAAGCAGAGGAGGUUUCAUUCAAGCAGAUGAUUGAAGACUUUUGUCAGGAGAGCGAUCUUCAAUUCAUUCCCGAGCGCAAAAAGGUUCGCGCCGAAGGCCCGUUAUACAGAAUUACUGCGCGCGGAGAUGGCAAAGGCGGUGUCUUGAUUUACUUCAAGGGUGAAGUUCUCUUUGUUGAGACGAAAACGGGUGCUCCAGUCGAGAUUCGCCGCGACCGGGAAAGCGACCUGGGAGUGUUGGUGGAAAUGGCAUCCUGA